Mus caroli (Ryukyu mouse) is the source of this 951-nucleotide messenger RNA. RefSeq names its product olfactory receptor 2AG1-like. Gene Ontology annotation, molecular function: G protein-coupled receptor activity; olfactory receptor activity. Gene Ontology annotation, cellular component: membrane. Gene Ontology annotation, biological process: G protein-coupled receptor signaling pathway. The record is from RefSeq and is a predicted model, not a curated record. NCBI's taxonomy places the organism in Eukaryota, Metazoa, Chordata, Mammalia, Rodentia, Muridae.
AUGGAGUCCUGGAACUCCACAUUGGGAGAUGCCUUCAUCUUGGUGGGGAUUCUAGAUAACAGUGGCUCUCCUGAACUGCUCUGUGCUAUAAUCACAGCCCUGUACAUGUUGGCUAUGAUCAGCAAUGGGCUGCUGUUGCUGGUCAUCACCAUGGAUGCACAGCUCCACGUACCCAUGUACCUUCUGCUUGGACAGCUCUCUCUCAUAGACUUCUUUGUCACAUCAAUUAUUAUCCCCAAGGCUGUUAUGGAUUUUCUGCUAAAAGACAACACCAUAUCAUUAGAGGGUUGUGCCCUUCAGAUGUUCCUAGCACUGACACUUGGUGGUGCAGAAGACCUCCUUCUGGCCUUCAUGGCCUAUGACAGGUAUGUGGCUAUUUGUCAUCCUCUCAACUAUAUGAUUUUCAUGAGACCAAGCAUCUGCUGGCUUGGAGUAGCCACAUCAUGGAUCCUGGGACUCCUGAGUGCUCUAGGAUAUACCAUCCACACAAUGCAAUAUCCCUUCUGCAAAUCCCAUAAGAUCAGAGAUCUAUAUUGUGAAAUCCCUUCAUUGCUGAAGCUGGCUUGUGCAGACACCUCCAAAUAUGAACUCAUGGUUUAUGUAAUGGGUGUGGCCUUCCUAAUUCCCCCACUUGCUGCCAUCCUGGCUUCCUACAUAUUAAUUCUUUUCACAGUGCUCAACAAGCCUUCAAAUGAAGGAAGGAAAAAAGCACUUGUCACCUGUUUUUCUCACUUGACAGUUGUUGGUCUGUACUAUGGGGCUCUCACAGUUAUGUAUCUCCUACCUAGUUCCUAUCUUAGUCCCAAACAAGAGAACCUCCUCUCUGUUUUCUACACUGUUGUCACCCCAACUCUAAACCCCCUCAUUUACAGCCUGAGGAAUAAAGAGGUCACUGGGGCCUUGAGGAGGGUCUUGGGUAAGUGGUUUCUGCCUACACAGUCUACUUUUUAG